Brenthis ino (lesser marbled fritillary) is the source of this 555-nucleotide messenger RNA. Lineage: Eukaryota; Metazoa; Arthropoda; Insecta; Lepidoptera; Nymphalidae. The record is from the annotation of a GenBank genome assembly.
AUGUCACAGGUUAAAUUAAAUUUGAUAGCUGCUGCCUGUGAAAACAUGGGUAUUGGUGCGAAUGGAUCACUUCCUUGGAGACUGAAAAAAGAAAUGGCAUAUUUCACUACAAUGACAACAAAAGUGAAAGAUAGUUCUAAAGUCAAUGCAGUCAUUAUGGGAAGACGAACUUGGGAUUGCAUACCUAAGAAGUAUAGACCGCUUUCUGAUAGGAUUAAUGUUGUUUUGACCCAUCAGGUUGAUACUUUGAAAGAAAAGGUGCCAGAAGGGGUAAUUGUUGUUCCAAGUCUUGAUGAAGCAAUUAAAUAUAUAAAAAGUAGAGAUGAUAUUGAGAUGACUUGGGUCAUUGGUGGUUCAUCUAUUUACAAGGCGGCAAUGGAACAUCCGAACUGUGGGAAAAUCUAUCUAACAGAGAUUCAAAAAUCAUUUGACUGCGACACAUUUUUCCCAAACAUUGACAAGCAACAAUUCCAUUUAGUCGAUGAGGAAGAAGUGCCCGGUGAAAGGCAAAUGGAAGGCGAUAUAAGCUACUAUUUCAGAGUUUACAAACGAUUG